Messenger RNA from Dicrocoelium dendriticum, 1649 nucleotides. Lineage: Eukaryota; Metazoa; Platyhelminthes; Trematoda; Plagiorchiida; Dicrocoeliidae. The record is from the annotation of a GenBank genome assembly.
CGGGACUACCCUGAGACUGAGACAGUGGUGGCACUGAUUAACAUGGAAAACUAUGCGCGAUGACAGGUAUACCGAAAAUGAAUUCUUUCUUGGUCCUAUAUUUCGGGUUCGUCUCAGUCUCAAACACCGUGGUCGCAUGGGACACAGACGGUACUGUGCUUACACAGCCGGUGUUUCGAUUGUGGUUGCCCUACAGUUCGUUCAGUGCAAAAACGAUACGGCUGAAUGAGGUUUUCAUCGGUCCGGAGAUCACCGCCCUGUUCUGGGGUCCCUGGUCUGAGUGGUCUCCGUGUGCUGAUGGAACGGACUGUCAGCCUAGAAACGAAGCGCUACAACGUCGGCGAAUCAAGCAACGAGUUAGAACCUGUGCGCGUCUCCCUUUCAAGCGAAACGCGAGAACGCGACAAUUCUACUGGUACGAACCGUCAGAGGAGAUGCUCCCCUGUGAGGAGGAAAAGGCCUUAGACAAACAAUACGAACAGUGUCCAAUCGCACCUGAAUGUCGUACUCAAAGCGCCGUCACAUCCACCGUACCCAAAUCGAGGGAAGUAAGCAAUGACACGGGCUCCUCCGAUCAUCCAGAUGUAAACGACACAUGGAUUAUGUUACAGCCCUGUCGACCACUCAUAUGGGGAGUGGAUCCUUUCGAAGACGGUUAUGCGUGGGAAGAGUUAAUGCGGACCGCCGGACAGGACUCAGGCAAGCGUUGCGAACCUGGGGUGGAGCUGCAGAUCCGGAAGUGUCCACCAGGGUCCAACACAAAACAGUGCUCAUUGCGCAAAAUCAAUGAAAGCAUCACCACUGAACUAAGUGAGGUCCACUGUUGGAUUGAUGAUGCAUGUGUUUCACUUGGGUCGAAGUUGGAAGCUCCCUUGGCUUGCUCCUUCACAACGAUUUUUGAUGAACCCGUGGUAAACGUGCAGUGGUUUCGGCGCCCGUACGGCCCUGUAGUCACUGGUUAUCAGAUCCGAGUUCAUUCUGUUAGAAAGGUAAUGCAAGAUUCUGAGAAGGAAGUACAAGUUCAGAAUAUCAGCCUCCGGCCUCCAGAUGAUUGGGGCGAAAAGUACGAAUUUAAUGUUACGGAGCUUCAAAAGGGAGGAGUAUACGAGCUGAGCGUUGGAAGUUUGGAUUCCGAUGGAAACGUGGUUUUUCGUGACUCAUGCAGUGCUGCAGUCAUCGCCGGAGCUGGAGACGGAUCAUGGUCUGCGUGGGCAAGUUGGAGUCCCUGCAGCUCGCGGUGCGCAUCUGUCCCUGGGACACGAACACGUCAUCGUCGGUGUGACUCGCCCAGCCCGAGCAAAAACGGCCGGUGGUGCGUCGGGCCGGAUUCGAUGACACUCAAAUGUGUUGGAGAGGACAUUCAUUGUUAGGGCACGUGAGAUCCGCACACAUUUGCCGGUAUUUAUGCAAACACUUGGAACUGCGCUGUGUUCUGAUGUGCCAGGUGGACCACUUAGCUUCUAUCUACCCGGAGGCUACUUUCUGAGUGCAUGGCAUGGAGUUUGCAAAGCGAGCCAAAAAGGCAUUUCGCCAAUUUUACAUGGAACCGUCAUUCUAUACUUGUGCUUAAUGGUGUCCCAUAUUUCACUGACACUUUACAAUUGGCGAUUUUGAUUUAUUACGUUGUCCAGUCACUGGUCAGUAUGUGA